This is a messenger RNA of Rhopilema esculentum, 2632 nucleotides long. RefSeq names its product surfeit locus protein 1. Gene Ontology annotation, biological process: mitochondrial respiratory chain complex IV assembly. Gene Ontology annotation, cellular component: membrane; mitochondrion. NCBI's taxonomy places the organism in Eukaryota, Metazoa, Cnidaria, Scyphozoa, Rhizostomeae, Rhizostomatidae. The record is from RefSeq and is a predicted model, not a curated record.
GGGAGGUAACUUUUCCACUAGAAGCCUCGUAUCAGAGGGAGUUAACCAAAGUAGGUAACCAAAAAAAGAAAGAAGGAAAGGAAAGAAAACGAGCACAACAAGGAGACAGAAGGGUUUUAGUUCCGGAAUUACUAGAAAAUGAUCCAACAGUUGAGAACAAGAAGCUUUCUAUCUGUUGGAGGAAGAUAUCUCUUCAAGUUGCAAAGACAUCUUUCGUCAAAUGGGGAAAAUCAGUUGAAACCAACAUCCAAAUCAAAUUUGCUGUUGCUUGUUCCAGUGGUAACGUUUGGUCUUGGUACUUGGCAAGUGUAUCGACUCAAAUGGAAGAAAAACCUCAUCAAAGAACUUGAGCUAAAAACAUCUGCUGAACCAACUGAGCUACCUCUAAAUCUAGAUCUUCAAGAGUCAAUGAUGUACCGCCGUGUGAAAAUGGUUGGUGAAUUUGAUCAUAGCAAUGAGCUUUACCUUGGACCUAGGCCCAUUAACAAGCAGCAACAAGGACUGGCAUCAAACAAAGUCGGUUACCAUGUUAUCACACCCUUUAUGCUUACUGAUUCUGGAGAAAAGAUCCUAGUCAAUAGAGGCUGGGUGCCAAAGAAGAGGCUGUCACCUGAAUCAAGAGCGGAAGGGCAGAUCGAAGGACCUGUUGAGAUGACUGGAAUCGUAAGAAGACCGGAAGAGCGACCUCCUUUUGUUAAUCGGAACGAUAUAGAAAAAAAUCGCUGGCAUUACCUCGAUGUGAACACUAUGGCAUCAGUCGUUGGGACGCUUCCCAUUAUUGUCGAUUCAGACACUGCAAGCGCUGUUCCCGGAGGACCUAUUGGUGGACAAACAAGGGUUACCUUACGAAAUGAGCAUUUGCAAUACAUAAUCACAUGGUACGCUCUAAGUGCAGCUACAAUGUACCUCUUUUACCAGCUGAGAAAAAGGCCGGCAACAAUGUUCAGCAAAGGCCCUCGAUGAUUUAUCUUGAGUGUUAUAGUUCACAAUGCAGCAUGUGUUUUCGUCUAACGAAUUGACAGAAACUGGUAGAAGAUUAUCAAGCGAGAACUGUUUAUUCUUGUAAAUUAUGAAUUUUGGUGAAGAAACUAGAGUUAGAUGUAGAGCAGUAGGAAAUAAAAUUAUUUCUCUUGUUUUCUCAACAGUAACUUGAUUUAUAAUUUUUUGUAGCGAUAAAAGUCCCGACUUUGAGAUACCUGUCAAGCGAUAUAUCGGCUAUUGUAGCUGAUGAAAAUAGGGGAUUGAUCACGUCUGUAAGAUUUUGAUAAGAAUGUGAAGCUCCAAUUUGCCCACUUUUGUCGCACUCUUAGCCUAAUUCUUAUGUAAUUUUAUUCGGUAAUUUCAUGAAAUGAGCUCCUUGGAGUUUAUUAAUUAAGGCAUUUAUAUGGGUAAUAUUUCGAGGGAAGGGGCUCCGACGAGGGAUGUUGACUUCAAUUAAGUUACCGAAAAUCGCCAUAAAUGAGUCUCUUUUUGACAAUAACAUUUUCCAUUUCCAAUUUUUAAUUUUACCUUUAGUAGGUUAUUUAUCACGUACUGAAAAGCGUAUUGUAAAAAAAUUGGCAUGUCGGGUUGGGGACUCAUUCGAGAGUGAGGAUUAUACUCGAGAGAUAGGAUCAAGAAAAAUUUCUCCCAGGGUGAGGGCUUACUCGGUAGAGGAAGGCUUAUACAACGGAGGGGGUGAUUUCGAGGAUUCCAGUAUUAUAUUUAAGCUGUUUUCUUGGCAUGCAGAUUUCAAUUCUUUGUUUGGAUGAAGUCUUCUCAGAAAAUUGUUUCUAAGUAUAAAUAUAGAUAAUUAAGUCUUGCUGGCAAAAUCUCAAUCUCCUUUACGCUAUCAAAGUCGAAUAUGCUUGUAGAACCCUAUCCUUGUAGGUUUCAAGUGUUGGACUCGAAUUAAUUUGUCACCGUUGGGACAAGAAGUCUCCUUAUUUCAAAACAGAUUGAGAAAUUAUAAGAAGCUGUAAUUGGACAUUUCAGCAUAAAGCUACAAUCCCGGAUAAAAAUGAUGCAACAAAAUGCAAUUUUGAUAAUUUUCUACUCAACCAUUUUUAUCCGGGAUUGUAGACUCGAUCAUUAAUUUACACGAUCUGUCUUCGUUGCUAAAAGAAAAAUUUAUUUGUUGCUCCUUUGUUACAAUUUUCAUGCAUUCUUUACCUAUUCCUGUAUUCUUUAUUCUAAAAUGCUUAAUUGGGAGGGAGACCUGUGAUUCUAUGAUAAAUUGAAUACGAGUACUUUCAGAAAGUAAUAAUUUAUUUUAGUAUUUUAAAUAUCCCAACAGAAAACGGUAGAGUUAAAAGAGCAUAGUUUUCAUGAUACAUAUCAUCGAAAAUGACAUUCUAUUGAAGAAAGCACGCCUUGCCCCUCUCACUGCUAUGCAUUGGUGAUUAGAGUGAGGCGGCCUAUCUGACCAUUCUCACUCUACAAAGGUAACCAUUAUCUCAUCAUAAUCAUGUGUGCCUAUUUCACACUGCUGUUGGUUGGCCUCCUAACCUUUUCUCACGCCCUGUAAUCUUGUGCUACUCGCAUUUAUGUGUUUACGAUACUCGUUCUACCUCGGCUGUUUAUUUUACUCUUGGUCUUCUUCCUAUUUUCGUUCCUUCUACUAGUUGAAGAUAACAGAUUACUUUGUUCUUUU